GGUCAGAUGCUCUGAUCCGUAGCUGACUGGCUGCUUCUUGUCCUGUGUUUCGUUUCCUCUUGCAGUACAGCGCUUGCUGCGCAGGCUCCGGACCUCUGCUUCCGGCGCCCUUCAGUUUUUCCAUCCGUGUUUCUCUCCGACAAGAUUUGUGCCUUCGCCAGUAAUUCCCCCCAGCAUAGCAUAAGCACUUCCAUCAAUUGCUCGUCUCUUCCUCACAGAUCCAUCAAUUGCUCGUCUCUUCCUCACAGAUCCAUCAAUCCUUCAGUUUUUCAAGCAUAAGCACUUCCAUCAAUUGCUCGUCUCUUCCUCACAGAUCCUUCCAUACUCCAAAAAUCAGAAAAAAAAAAUGAAACAGACUUUUCCUCAUUAUUUGCCUGUUAAUCCAUUUCUUGCCUCUACUCUUCCAUUUACCUUACACCAUCUCUUCCUUCUUUUGUUUUAAUCCCUAAGAAAAAGGAAAAGCUAGAGAACAUGUCUUUUUUGCUUGUUUCCCAUCGUUUCCCUGUUUAGAUCCCUGCAAAUAUCCCAAUUCCCAAUACCUCCUGCUAUUUCAACUCAUUUUGUUCUCUUCCUUCUCAUCUGGAAACGCUUUCGCCCAAGAUCUCUUCACCUGCAAAAGCCGUGGAGACAAGCACUAGUGCAGUUCCAUGGCGGACGUGGCACUGGCCGGCUUGCGGUGGGCGGCUUCGCCUAUUAUCAACAAGCUCCUCGCUGACGCUUCGACCUACCUGGGCGUGGACAUGGCACGGGAGCUCCAAGAACUGGAGACCACUGUCCUGCCACACUUCGACCUGGUGAUCGAAGCCGCCGAGAAGAGCCCCCACAAGGAUAAGCUGAAGGCAUGGCUCCAGCGGCUCAAAGAUGCCUUCUACGAUGCCGAGGACCUGCUGGACAAGCACGAGUACAACCUCCUCAAACGCAAGGCGAAGAGCGGGGAUGAUUCCUCGGUGGGAGAUGAUGAUGCCUCGUCCAUUAAAUCAACAAUUCUGAAGCCUUUUCGUGCUACAGCAAGCAGGGCGCGUAACCUGCUCCCUGAAAACAGAAGGCUAAUUCGCAAGCUGAAUGAGCUGAAGGAUAUCCUGCUGAAAGCCAAGGACUUCCGUGAGCUUCUUGGUUUACCAGCAGGUAAUACUUGUGCAGCUGGCCCAGUUGUAGCAACAGCAGUUGUUCCUCCGACCACAUCACUGCAGCCUCGUAAAGUGUUUGGCCGCGACAUGGAUCGCGAUCGUAUAAUUGAUCUUCUUACCAAGAGGACUGCAGCCGGGGCUAGCUCAACAAACUACUCAGGUGUGGCUAUCGUUGGACAUGGAGGUGCUGGAAAAUCCACCUUGGCACAGUAUGCCUACAAUGAUGGCAGGGUAAAGGAUCACUUUGAUGCCAGGAUGUGGGUUUGCAUCUCACGCAAGCUUGAUGUUCAUCGUCACACACGGGAGUUGAUCGAGUCUGCAACUAAUGGGGAAUGCCCACGUGUAGAGAACAUCGAUACCCUCCAGUGCAAACUCAGGGACACACUGCAAAAGUCAGAGAGAUUCCUGCUCGUCUUGGAUGAUGUCUGGUUUGAAGGAUCCAGCAAUGAGAGGGAAUGGGACCAACUGCUAGAACCUCUGGUUUCUCAGAAGGAGGGAAGCAAAGUUUUGGUAACUUCUCGACGGGAUACAUUUCCAGCCGCUCUUCACUGCGAAAAAGUGGUUCGUUUGGAAGAACUGAAAAAUGCUGAGUUCUUGGCACUCUUCAAACACCAUGCUUUCUGUGGAGCGGAAAUUGGAGAUCAACAGUUGAAAGUGCAGCUAGAAGAGAUUGGAGAAAAGAUAGCGAAACGUCUUGGAAAAUCACCUUUGGCAGCAAAAGUUGUGGGCUCGAACUUGAGCAGAAAAAAGGAUGUCUCCUCAUGGAGAGACGCUUUGGGAAUUGAAAACUUAAGCGAACCCAGGAGGGCUCUUUUGUGGAGUUAUGAGAAAUUAGAUCCAGUUCUUCAAAGGUGCUUUUUAUAUUGCAGCUUAUUUCCAAAAGGCCACAAGUACGAUGUUAAUGAGGUGGUACACUUAUGGGUUGCAGAGGGACUAGUCGAAUCAUGCAACCAUAAUAGGAGCCUUGAAGAUGUUGGACGCGAUUACAUCAAUGAGCUGAUGUCUGGAUCCUUCUUUCAACCAGUUUAUGUAGGGAAGGAGAUAGCUACUUAUGUCUAUACUAUGCAUGAUCUCCUUCAUGAUUUGGCAGAGUCACUCUCUAGAGAAGAUAGUUUCAUACUGGACGAUGACAUGGAAGAAAUACCACUCACAGUUCGGCAUCUGUCUGUUCGUGUUAAGAGUAUGCUACAACAUAAGCAAAGUAUAUGCAAGCUACGUCAUCUACGUACAAUAAUUUGCCUUGACCCACUGGUUGAUGAUAUAAGCGAUCUUUUUCAUGUGUUACUGCGGAAUUUGAAGAAGUUACGUGUACUGCUUCUGCGCUUUUGCAAUAGAAGCAAGUUGCCUGAAUCUGUUUCCGAGUUGAAGCACCUUCGGUUUUUGGACCUCUCAGAAACCUCGAUUUCCGAAUUGCCUGAAUCAUUGUGCACUCUAUUCCACUUACAGUUUAUUUCUUCAGGCACCAAAGUAAAAUAUUUGCCUGGCCAGUUCUGCAAUUUAAGAAAGCUGCGACAUGUAUGGUUUCCGAAUGCAGUAGACGGUACGCUUCCAAUACCAAACAUUGGCAGGUUAACGUCGGUCCAAAGGCUUGGUACGUUUUGCGUGAAAAAGCAGAAGGGAUAUGAGCUGCAUCAGCUCAGGAACAUGAACGAGCUUCAUGGCAGUUUACGUAUUACAAAUCUCGAAGCUGUCACGGGAAAGGAGGAAGCCUUGCGGGCAGCGCUUCAUCAGAAAAAACACCUUAAAGAAUUGCAGCUUGUCUGGAUUGAAGAGAAUGGCUCCCGAGAAGAGAACACGACACAUUUGGAGAUCCUGGAAGGUUUGAUGCCACCGCCUCAGCUGAAUGGACUCGUAAUUGGAGGUUACAAAUCCUCCUCGUAUCCGAGCUGGUUACUUGACGGUUCCUGUUUUGAGAGUUUGAAAUCUUUUGGACUUACCAAAUGCGCCGUGUUAGAAUGCCUACCAGUGAAUACCGGGCUUUUUAGGAAUUGCCGCAAUCUGGGCCUUUGUAAAAUUCCAAAUCUGAAGAUCUUACCUUGUCUCCCAGCAGGCCUUGAAAAAUUAGAAAUUAACCAGUGCCCACUGCUUAUGUUUAUCAGCAAUGAAGAGUUGCAAAAGCAUGGUCAGAGGGAAAACACGAUCAGGGCAGACCACUUGGCAUCACAACUCGCUUUGCUCUGGGAGGUGGAUUCAGGAUCUACCAUUAGGAGAGUGCUGUCACACGAGCAUUCAUCUAUGAAGCAGCAGAUGAUGGCGUUGAUGGAUGAUGAUGUAUCAGAAUAUCUCCAAACCAUCAAAAGCGCUGCAGAAGAGGGCAUGUUGCCAUGGAUAUUGACGAAAGAAAAUAUCAUCAAUGCGUGGAUAUGUUGCCAUGAGCAAAGGAUAGGACUCAUCUAUGGACAGCGUGUCGGGCUCCCGCUGGUUCCACCGUCAAGACUUACUAAACUUGAUCUUUCUUCAUGCAGUAUUACGGAUGGAGCUUUGGCCAGUUGCCUUGGUGGACUCACUUCACUGCGCGAUUUGUCACUGGGACGGAUUAUGAAUUUAACCGCACUCCCUUCAGAAAAGAUCUUUCAACAUUUGAACGCCCUUGAAUCCGUGUCCAUUACUGAUUGCUGGUGCCUCAGAUCAUUAGGCGGCUUACGAGCUGCUGCCUCUGUUUCAGAUCUUUAUCUCAGUUCCUGCCCUUCUUUAGAGCUGGCACGUGGAGCAGAAUAUAUGCCUUUGUCCCUUACAGAGCUCCGCAUAGACCUCUGCAUUCUUGCUGCUGAUUCAUUGAGUGCUAGCUUGCCACACCUGAGAUAUCUUCAAAUUCAUGACAGCAGGAGCUCUGCGUCCUUAUCAAUUGGUCAUCUAACGUCCCUUGAAUCACUAUCAAUUCGUGGUAUCCAGGACCUGUGUUUCCUGGAAGGUCUGUCUUCCCUGCAACUUCUCCGGGUUUAUUUGAGAGAUGUCCCGAAGCUCACUGCUGAGUGCGUUUCGCAGUUUCGUGUCCAAAGGGCUCUCACUAUUGGCAGCUCUGUAUUGCUCAGCCAUAUGCUCUCGUCCGAAAGUUUUACAGUCCCGGCGGAUCUCAGUCUACAAUACUGGAAGGACCAAUCCUUUGAUUUUGAAGAAUCUGCGAAGUUCUCGUCUGUCGAGGAGCUAUCGUUGGAUGCAUGCGACAUGAAAUCCCUGCCAAGAAAUCUGAAUUGCCUGUCGAGUUUGAAGAGACUGAACAUCUGGUUGUGCCCCGACAUAUCAUCGUUACCAGAUCUGCCAUGCUCCCUCCAGCACAUAGGGAUAUCCGGUUGUAAGCUCUUGAUGGAGAGCUGCCGAGCACCUGAUGGAGAAAGCUGGCCAAAGAUUGCCCAUAUCCGCUGGAAGGAUAUACGGUUGUAACUGCUAUCUCUCGUGUGCUCUUUGCAGUGGUGUACUUCUGAAGUCUUAAGCUCUAUACAGUUAUCGGAAAAUAUGUACCUUGUUGGCUUGUUCAAUGAUAUAUUCAUACCGUGUAUGACUAGGCAAGAGUCCCCCCUAUAUAUAUGUACCAGUGUGUCUUGCAAGGGUUAGAGAUUAUUCUACCCAAUUAUACAAUCUUUCAUACCUGAAUUUUGAAAUUUCUUUUGGAUAAAAAAUCUGGAGGCCUUGAUCCUUUAA
Panicum hallii is the source of this 4766-nucleotide messenger RNA. Its product is annotated as putative disease resistance RPP13-like protein 1. The record is from RefSeq and is a predicted model, not a curated record. NCBI's taxonomy places the organism in Eukaryota, Viridiplantae, Streptophyta, Magnoliopsida, Poales, Poaceae. Gene Ontology annotation, molecular function: ADP binding. Bases 648 to 4508 code for a protein of 1286 amino acids. Gene Ontology annotation, biological process: defense response to other organism. The transcript has 2 exons.